AUGCAACAGCAACCUCCAGUCUCUGAGGCGUCCAAGAUGGCUCCUACCACCUAUGCGUUCCAAUCUCAAUACGCUCAUUCAUUGAGCAAAUUCUCUACUACUUGUGCAUUGCCAGCACAAUUCAUUCAAUUCCAUGGAGUUUCUCAAGAGCAAUAUUCCAAAUGCUGCCAAAAGCUUGAUGCCAUUUUAAUAGAUUAUUAUGCCAUUGAAGAAAGAAAGCAAACAAUUUUAACAAUUUGUGCUGUUCUUGGAAUCGGACUCAUUCCAUUGGUGGCAGUGAUGAUUUAUGUUGGUUUAGAUGAACUCUUUUGGAAGAAGAGUCGAGAUAGAGAAUUGAGAGGCAAAUUGCAAGCUGUGGUGGAUGAAACCAACACGAAUUUUAAACCAUAUGGUGCAUGGCUUGCGUUGGAUGUUUCACUUCAAACCAAUACUUUUGGAGUUCCUUUGGAAAGUUAUGAAUUGAAAGUUAUUUCAUUUAGAGUUCAAUUACCUCCCAAUCAACCUCUUGCAUCUCCUGUUAAAAUAUAUGAAACAAAGUCAACAUUUAAUAAGGAAUGCCGUUGCUUUGAUGUCUAUUUACCAGAAACAAUUUCACAACAAUUUGGAUUAUCAGCUGAUGAAUGGAAGAAUGCAAUUAAUAGAAUGAAUAGUGAAACAGAAGCGAGCUUACAAGUUUUCUACAAGUAUAUUACUGCUCCAUUGUAUUGGUCAAUCAUUGUUUCUGCUCCCUUGUUGGGAAUUCCAUUUCUUCUUGCUUUGCCUUUUCUUGUUGUUUACUGGAUUGCCAUUUACUAUGCUACAGUCAAGCCAUUUAGUGAAACUGCUGAAAAGGUCAACAUCCCUGCUAUUGUGAAGGAACAAAACGAGAAAGUUUUCAAUCCAAAGGGCUUGCAUUUGAAUUUAGCUUCUCAACGCUCUGGAACAAAUGCGUUGAAUUAUGCCACAGUCACUACUCUUCAAUUAUUCAAGCAAUAA
Molecule: messenger RNA, 975 nt
Organism: Naegleria lovaniensis
Lineage: Eukaryota; Heterolobosea; Eutetramitea; Acrasida; Naegleriidae
Exons: 1
Coding region: 1-975 (324 amino acids)
Source: RefSeq, a predicted model, not a curated record